CAAGGACGCCGCGGUAAUAUUCACGCAGUUACUCCUGUGAAUGAAACACUAAUUUAGAAAUACCAUCAUUAACAUAAUCUAGACGAUAUGAUUCCUUCACCAGUGUCUCGAUAUAUAACCUGAGAAACAAAGUGAGGUUGUUGGUGAUGAAAUAACAAGGUUGGCGGAGGCUGGCAAUGAGAUAUACCAGGUGAUGCGGACAGGUGACGUGACGAGGCCCCUCAGUGUGAAGACCAUGGGAUGCAGGAGGAGCCUUGAGCUGGCCACCGCGUCCUUGUGUACUUAGUUAAGGUACUAUUAAGGGUGUCAGAGACGAACGUGUCUUUAAUGAAUGAGUGACGUGGAAACUAGACAAGACUGCAAGAAAUAUACAGAAAAAAAAAGUCAACUCUGACAUCCACAAACUUCAUCUCAGCCAGUGAUAUUUUAGCUGUGGACUUGUAAACACACACGCAUCUUUAUUUGACCAAGAUCCACACUGUGCAUCUUCCAAAUGCGGACUGAGUGAAGACUGCACGAUGAAGACUGUAGCGGUGAAGAUCGUCAUUCUGGGCUCGCAAGGUGUGGGCAAGACUUCUCUAGUGACGCGGUACGAGACUAAAAGCUUUCAGAAGAACACCAGCUCCACCAUAGGGGCCUCCUUCAGCAACGUGGAAGCAAUCAUUGAUGACGUCAAGGUCAAGAUGCAGGUAUGGGACACAGCGGGCCAGGAGAGGUUCCGGUCCAUGGCCCCGAUGUACUACCGAGGUGCCAACGCCGCCCUGCUCGUGUUUGACCUGACCAAGUACGACACCUUCACUGACGUCAAGGCGUGGGCUCACGAGUUAACGCACAGGGUGGAGGGCGAGCUGAUGCUGGUGGUGGUGGGGAACAAGAUGGACCUGGCGGAGCAGCGGGUGGUGCCGGCAGCCACCGCCAGGAACUACGCUGACUCCAUUGGGGCACCCUUCUUUGAGACCUCGGCCCUGGACAACACAGGCGUGCAGGAGAUGUUCCAGGAGGUGGCGGCCAGUAUGGUGCAGCAGGCAGAGACAAACACUAACCCGAACCUCAGAGUGUACUCCAAUGAACAGGGUAAGAACCGCCGAGGCUCCAUCCUGCAGCUGGGCGAAGAUGGCGGGGAGCGGGCGAGGGGCGGGGGCUGCUGCUGAGACGCUGAGGUGCUACUAGAGAGGCACUGAAGCACACGCCUAGCUGCGCGGGCCAUGAUUCACGCUGUGAUACACUCUUGCCACACGACGAUUGCAAGACUGACAUUCUUACUGUUAUUGUUGCUGUUGUUGCUGCGCCUGGACGCUCUCCUGUCCUAAAGUGCUCUCAUUACUCGUUGUUGUUGUCUUGAUUGUUACCCUCACUCUGUUGUUUCUAGAUUGUGUGAUGUUACAAAUUCCACUACUACCACCAUCAAUACUACUACUAUUACUACUACUACUACUACUACUACUACUACUACUACUACUACUACUACUAUUUUGAUAUACUCCGGCUAGAGGCUGUCAUGCAUGCAGCUCUGGGACAAGCUAAAUCAGUCAACAUUUCAUAGUAAUUAGUUAUAUUUAUUGCUCAAUAAAAAAACCAUCAUACUUUGAA
Messenger RNA from Scylla paramamosain (green mud crab), 1590 nucleotides. Its product is annotated as ras-related protein Rab-21-like. The transcript has 6 exons. Gene Ontology annotation, molecular function: GTPase activity; GTP binding. The record is from RefSeq and is a predicted model, not a curated record. The coding region runs from base 519 to 1151 and encodes 210 amino acids. Lineage: Eukaryota; Metazoa; Arthropoda; Malacostraca; Decapoda; Portunidae.